Molecule: messenger RNA, 1674 nt
Organism: Entamoeba invadens IP1
Lineage: Eukaryota; Evosea; Mastigamoebida; Endamoebidae
Exons: 3
Coding region: 1-1674 (557 amino acids)
Source: RefSeq, a predicted model, not a curated record
AUGAGCAUUCCUACACAACCCAUCACUUUGAAACAAGGCGCCAAAAUCCGGAAACUCUCAUUUUCAACGGGGGUCCAACCUAUUAUCACAGGCCUUACUAAAAUCGACACGAAGAAUAUCCCAAUCCUUCACAUCAAACCGAAGUCGACUGUAACCGAACCUUAUACUAUCCUAUACAAUCACGAUGCAAACGAAUGUCUUUCCGAUAUCAAAAGUUGGUUAUCUUGUCUUGCAGAGAUAUUUAAAGCAAAUGUAGUUGCGUGGGAGUACCCAGGGUACACCGUGGGGUCUUCAUAUUCCGACACCAAAACUGCAUCAAAUAUUGAAACGGUGUGGAGGUUUGUUACAAAGACGUUAAAACAAUCGCCAAGUCGUGUGAUAUUAUAUGGAAAAGGUGCUGGUGUUGGUCCUACUUUAUGUCUAGCCUAUAAGAUCCAAAAGCAUUCAAAAGGUUUAGACAAGUUGGCUGGAAUUGUUUUAAUCAAUCCCCAAGUCGAGAAGGGCUCUUUGUGUUUCUCGUGUGUGACAAUUCCACAAGUCAAAAAGAUUACUGCGCCCGUCAUGUUUAUUUCGUCGACGUGUGCGGAGAACAAAGACGAUUUGGUCAACCUUUCUGCGUGUUUUCAGUUCAAAAGGGGGAUCCACUUUUUAAAGUCUGAAACGACGGAUUUGGAGGAUGAGAAGUUGGACGACCUCUGUUACCGCUUGAACAAAUUUAUUGUGACGUUAUUCCCCGAAUAUAAGGACGUAUUUUCCGGUGCAGAAUUGGAGAAGAGAAAGCCGGCGGAGAUAUACACCGACCCGAUCGAGGCAAUCAGAGCAUUUAUGAAGAAAGAGGGGAUCGAAGAAGUCACUGAUAAGUUAGUCCAAUUUGGGUAUUUGAAUAUCAAUGACAUUGUGUAUAUCGAACAAUUUGAUAUCGAGUCAUUUGGCUUCUCUAAAGAUAUCAGCGACAAGUUGUGGGACGUCGUCCAGCGCAAAAAGAAGGAGAAGGCGUCACAAGGCACAACACCCAUCACAGAGAAGAGGAAAUCGUUACAAACAGCAGAGGUGCAGCCUGAUAUAAAGUCUUUAAAUUCGGAAGAUACAAUAGUUGAUAUGUUUGAGAUCUCUGUCGAGUCGUGCGACGCAUCAGUAGACCUCUCCAAAAGCGACGAAUGUCUCACACAAAAAGUCAAAGUGAAAAAUCGCGUCCAGACACGGAAAGAAAAGUACCGCCUAUCUCUUCCGAACGACGAGGAAUUAACCAAGUCGUUACUUCAACUUAAAAAAGAAGAAAAUGAAGAUGAAGAAAGUAAAAUGAAAAUUUCAGAGAGUCUUCGAGACUCGUGUACGUUAGAAACAUCGGAAGAAAAACGGAGAAGUGCAGGAAUGGACCAUCCAAUCAAGUCAAAUCUGAUUGAAAUUAAAUCAUCAAAACAACACCGUAAAACGGUGUUGUUUGGAAAGGAUUUCAAUUUCAUGGAAGAAGCUAAAAAGCUCGAACAAGCGGAGGAAGAAAAACAAGAAGAACAAAAACAACUCUAUAAGAAGCAAACUUCCAUAUCAAGAAACACUUUUUCAAGUCUGGGAAUGGUUAGACCAAACUUGAGUAGAAGACAGAGGAUAGCUGAUAACGAGACUAAACUGCUCACAAUGAAAAUGGAGACGGAGGAGUACUCCGGAGAAAAGUGA